AUGUCAAGUAGGAGAAUUGAAAACGACGACAACAAUCAGCCACGACUGAAAUUGCCCAUAAACGCCACAUCAUCACCAGCAGCAGCAGCAGAUGGGUUCUCGCUGAGGAUUGGUACCCCGAUUCGACUAAAUAGUCCCCACAUGUCAAUAGCAGAUCUAGCAGCAGCCAAGAAUCUAGGCGGUGGAAAUAUAUCUCAUCACCAUUUGCUUGCCCAUUUGGCAUCGUCUUCGCAGAAAAUGUCCUCGUCAGAGUCGACGUCGAUGAGUAGUGGCACAUUGCAUAAUCCGAAACCUCGAACCUCUAGUCAGGCGCCACAGUUGUCACAAAUAGACAGCGACUUGGAAUCGAUAUCGUCGCCACUUGCAACGUUCCCUUCAACCCCAAACUCGGUCGACCUCGAAGUUAUGCCAACUUCGACACUGCAUAGUAAUUUGCCCAAACUUGUACAUUCAUGGUCACAUACCCAUUCCAUACUAUGUUGCAUCGCGUCGCCAAAACAUGACUUGUUGUAUUGCGGAACUCAAGACGGCAAGGUGUUGAUUUUCGACAUGAUGACCUACAGCUUAAAACAAGUGAUUGAACGCGGUGGAGCUACUCAUCAGAUAAAUUCCGUGUUGACCAUGACCUUGAACAAAGACGAAGAUGUCUUGUUCGUGGCUGGCUCAGAUUCGUUGGUGAAGGUAUACGAUGUGAAUGGAUUUGUUUGCACCCACAUUAUCUAUUCCCUCGUUGACAUUGGCGACAUUUUCUCCGUGGCCUGGUGUGACAAGUUUCAAACCUUGUACAUUGGAGCACAAAAUGCCAGCAUCUUGUGGUGCAACUUAUCCUAUGGCGAUAGCACAAAUCUCGAAAAUUUGCCUCAUCUUCGAUACGAUAAAUUUUUCGACUCCAAAGGUCCCGGUGGGUCUCAAAAUACUAUCCAGACAAGGCACGAUUUGUUCCGCAAGAAUUCAAGAAGCAGUACCAUAAGCUUGGCGGAUGUGACACAGGCGAGGAAAAUCAAAUUCAUCGAGUGCAAAUCGGAGGAUAUAGUGCGGUUUGCCCAUCACGGCUAUGUCUAUUGUCUUGAAAUUGUCGAUACCGUUGUUGGCCACUUUAAAGAAUGCAAGUAUCUCAUUUCUGCCGGCGGAGAUGGACUAGUCAACAUUUGGUCAAUGGAUUCAAAGUUGACCAAAUUGGCGUCGCUACAAAAUGACGAAUCCGUCUUGUCGAUGACCAUCCAGGACUCGCUAUUGUAUGUCGGACUCGGCGAUUCAUACAUCAAUGUCUGGGACUUGAUGACACUACAGUUGAUUAGGUCGUUCCAGUUUGAAGAUAGCGGCAUCAAUGAGGUGCUUAGUCUUGGCGUGUACGGCGACUCGUUGUUCAAGGCGUGUGCAACUUCGGGCUUGGUCAAGCUUACCAUGAAGUACAGAGAUGUGGCCAACAGCGUGAUUAUGAGUCCCAUUGCAGAUCACGGAGUCAUCAAUACCGUUAAAAUUUUCAAGUUAAAGCAAACUACGUAUUUGCUUGCAGGAGGCAACAAGUCGUUGAUGUUGUGGGAUAUAUCCGAUGGCAGCGAGGUGGAGGAGCUUCUUCACUCUUCGACACCGCUGUCUAAAUGCACAAGAUUAACCGAUAAUGAUCUUUUAUCGAUGUUGAAAAAAUACAUUUCCUACAAAACCAUUAGCAAGAACCCCAGUCUUUAUCUCGAGGAUAGCCGACAUUGUGCUCAAUUUUUGGCCAAAUUGUUGAAUAAUUUUGGCGCCUACCAAACCAAACUACUCCCCGUUCGAGAUGGGAACCCCAUUGUGUUUGCCGAGUUUAAAAAGAAUGCCGCUGAAGCUGAAGCUGAAGCUCAUGCAAAAGCUAAUUCUAAAAUCGAGAGGGUGCUUUUUUAUGCACAUUACGACGUUGUUGAUGCCACCAGAAACGAAGCAAAGGACUGGAGCACUAACCCCUUUAUCUUGACAGCCAAAGAAGGCAAUCUCUACGCGAGAGGCGUUAGUGACAACAAGGGCCCCACAUUAGCGGCAAUAUACGCUGUUGCCGAACUUUUCUCCCAGGGAGAAUUGAGCUGCGAUGUUGUGUUUAUAAUCGAAGGCGAAGAAGAAUGCGGCUCGAUUGGUUUCCAAGAUGUUAUUCACCACCACAAAGCUUUGAUUGGGGAAAUCGAUUGGGUAAUGUUGAGCAACUCGUAUUGGUUGGAUGACAUCACCCCUUGUUUAAACUAUGGUCUACGUGGAGUUAUCAAUGCCAACGUCACCAUAAAAUCAGACAAGCCGGAUCGGCACUCUGGUGUCGAUGGCGGUGUGAGCAGAGAGCCGGUGAUGGACAUGAUGCAAUUACUCAGCACAUUGAUGGACCCCGUGACGCAGCACAUCAAAAUCGAUGGUUUCUACAAUGAUAUUUUACCACUAACACCAUCUGAAGAAUCAUUAUAUGAAAAAAUUAAUCAAAUGCUGAACACUUUGAUUGACAUUGAAGUGUUGAAAGCGAAAUGGAGACAGCCAUCCUUGACGAUCCACAAGAUUCAAGUCUCGGGCCCCAACAACAACACCGUGAUUCCCCAGCUCGUCAAGGCCACCAUCUCGAUCCGGAUAGUGCCGAAUCAGGACUUGGAUUCAAUCAAGCUCAAGUUGGUUAACCAUUUGCACGCGGCGUUUGACCACCUUGCAUCGGAAAACUCGCUCCACGUUAACAUUUUCUACGAGGCCGAGCCGUGGUUGGGCGACCCCAAAAAUAAAGUCUACCUGAUACUAUACCGCAACAUUGAAAAGCACUGGCGGCAAGAGCCGCUUUUUAUAAGAGAAGGCGGGUCGAUUCCAAGCGUGCGCUUUUUGGAAAAAUGCUUUAAUGCACCAGCGGCGCAGAUCCCCUGUGGUCAGUCUAGCGAUAAUGCACAUUUGAAGGAUGAAAAAUUGAGGAUUUCAAACUUGUUCAAGUUGAGGAGUAUUUUGAAGGAUACACUUCAGGAAAUCGGUCAAAAAUGA
Messenger RNA from Lodderomyces beijingensis, 2973 nucleotides. The record is from the annotation of a GenBank genome assembly. NCBI's taxonomy places the organism in Eukaryota, Fungi, Ascomycota, Pichiomycetes, Serinales, Debaryomycetaceae.